Vigna radiata var. radiata (mung bean) is the source of this 4324-nucleotide messenger RNA. Its product is annotated as PH, RCC1 and FYVE domains-containing protein 1. The transcript has 9 exons. Bases 570 to 3893 code for a protein of 1107 amino acids. Gene Ontology annotation, molecular function: metal ion binding. The record is from RefSeq and is a predicted model, not a curated record. Lineage: Eukaryota; Viridiplantae; Streptophyta; Magnoliopsida; Fabales; Fabaceae.
UGUGUUUCUUUUUCUAUGCUUUUUUAUAAUUCUCCUUCGCUUUCUCUCUCUAAAACCUCAAGUUCUCUCUCUAGCGCCCUCUCACUGCUCUCUCUCUCAUCUGCAACUGAUUUUGCAGAUCAUACUUCCCUAGAUUCUCCCAUUCCGUUUACGCGCACUUCCUCGCCGCGAGCUCGCCGACCUCAACGUCACCGGAAUCCACCGAGAGUCGCCGUCGUUCCUCGAUCGCCUUCUUCCGGUGCAACCUAGUGCCUUGCCACGGUGCCAAUCGCCGAGUCGGAGAGCGCUAGAGUGGUUCCUGCGCCGCGCAAAGCUGCGGAGCAAAGCUUCAAUUGGGUGAGUGAGAGAUGGAGCUGUAAUUAUGGUGGAUUCGCGUGCUGGAGGAGGCUCGGAGCUGUUGGAGCGAGGGUUUGAGUGGGUGAAUUGAUGAAUGGAAGGGUUCGGGUACGAGAACGGGUGAAUGUAAAAGAUUAGUGUUUGGAUUUGAGGAGAAAGUAAAAGUUUCUAAUUAGUGCUGUUUGUGUGUUUUUUUUUUUCUUUUUGCGUUUUUUUGGUUUUGUUUUUGCGUGAUGUCGCGGACUGGUAGAAUGGCUUCGGAUCUUAGCAGAACCGGCCCUGUGGAAAGAGACAUUGAGCAGGCCAUUACUGCUUUAAAGAAAGGGGCCUGCUUGCUCAAGUAUGGAAGAAGGGGAAAACCCAAGUUUUGCCCCUUUCGUCUUUCCAAUGAUGAAUCUGUUUUGAUAUGGUUCUCAGGGAAAGAAGAGAAACACCUUAAACUGAGUCAUGUCUCUAGAAUUAUAUCUGGACAACGCACACCUAUCUUUCAAAGAUAUCCACGACCUGAGAAAGAAUACCAGUCAUUCUCUCUUAUCUACAAUGAUAGGUCACUGGACUUGAUAUGCAAGGAUAAAGAUGAAGCUGAAGUCUGGUUCAGUGGUUUGAAAGCAUUGAUAUCCCGUAGCCAUCACCGGAAGUGGAGAACAGAGUCAAGAAGUGAAGGUAUUCCAUCCGAGGCUAAUAGUCCUCGAACUUACACAAGAAGAAGUUCUCCGUUAAAUUCUCCCUUUGGCAGUAAUGAAAGCCUGAAAAAGGAUAGCGGGGAUCACCUUCGCCUUCAUAGCCCAUACGAGAGUCCCCCUAAGAAUGGUUUGGAUAAAGCAUUGGAUGUGGUUUUAUAUGCUGUCCCUCAAAAGGCUUUCUAUCCUCCAGAUUCUGCCAGUGCUUCAGUACAUUCUGUGUCGUCUGGAGGAUCAGACAGUAUGCAUGGUCACAUGAAGACAAUGGGGAUGGAUGCUUUUAGAGUUAGUCUAUCAAGUGCUGUUAGCACAUCUAGCCAAGGUUCUGGUCAUGAUGAUGGUGAUGCUCUAGGGGAUGUUUUCAUUUGGGGGGAAGGCACAGGUGAUGGUGUUCUGGGUGGUGGGAAUAAUCGAGUUGGGAGUUGUUCGGGUGUGAAAAUGGAUUCUCUAUUUCCAAAAGCCUUGGAGUCUGCAGUAGUUCUUGAUGUGCAGAAUAUUGCUUGUGGUGGACGGCAUGCGGCCCUAGUGACCAAACAAGGUGAAAUUUUCUCGUGGGGGGAGGAAUCCGGUGGCAGACUUGGGCAUGGUGUUGACUCUGAUGUGCUCCAUCCAAAGCUUAUUGAUGCUCUAAGCAAUACAAAUAUUGAACUUGUAGCUUGUGGGGAAUAUCACACAUGUGCUGUGACACUUUCUGGUGAUCUUUAUACGUGGGGUAAUGGUGCAUACAACUAUGGCCUUCUUGGACAUGGAAAUCAAGUGAGCCACUGGGUACCAAAGAGAGUAAAUGGUCCCUUGGAAGGCAUACAUGUUUCAUAUAUUUCCUGUGGACCAUGGCACACUGCUGUUGUGACAUCUGCUGGUCAAUUAUUUACUUUUGGUGAUGGAACAUUUGGUGCUUUGGGUCAUGGAGACCGAAAAAGUGUUUCAUUACCAAGGGAAGUAGAAUCCCUCAAGGGUCUUCGAACUGUGCGGGCUGCGUGUGGUGUUUGGCACACGGCUGCAGUUGUGGAAGUCAUGGUUGGAAAUUCAAGUUCCAGCAACUGCUCUUCAGGGAAGCUGUUUACUUGGGGUGAUGGAGACAAAGGUCGACUUGGGCAUGGUAGUAAGGAAGAAAAACUUGUUCCUACCUGUGUUGCGCUCAUUGAACACAAUUUUUGUCAAGUUGCUUGUGGACAUAGUCUCACUGUUGCACUUACCACCUCUGGCCAUGUCUAUACAAUGGGCAGUCCUGUCUAUGGCCAAUUAGGCAAUCCUCAGGCAGAUGGGAAGCUACCAAUUCGUGUUGAAGGGAAAUUGUCAAAAAGUUUUGUGGAGGAGAUAGCUUGUGGUGCAUAUCACGUUGCAGUUUUAACUUCAAGGACUGAAGUUUACACAUGGGGAAAGGGUGCAAAUGGCCGUUUAGGCCAUGGGGAUACAGAUGAUAGAAAUUCCCCAACAUUAGUAGAAGCUCUGAAGGACAAAGAUGUCAAAAGUAUUGCUUGUGGAACUAAUUUCACUGCAGCUAUAUGUCUGCAUAAGUGGGUUUCUGGUAUUGACCAGUCUAUGUGUUCUGGCUGUCGAAUGCCAUUUAAUUUCAAAAGAAAACGCCACAAUUGUUAUAAUUGUGGACUUGUUUUUUGCCAUUCAUGUAGCAGUAAGAAGUCUCUUAAGGCUUCAAUGGCACCAAACCCGAACAAACCUUAUCGUGUCUGUGAUAAUUGUUUUAACAAACUUAGGAAAACAGUAGAAACUGAUUCUUCGUCUCAUUCUUCUGUGAGCAGAAGAGGAAGUGUCAAUCAUGGGUCUCUGGAGUUAAUUGAUAAGGAUGACAAAUUAGAUUCUAGAUCUCGAAAUCAGCUUGCCAGGUUUUCUUCAAUUGAAUCCUUCAAACAAGUGGAAAGCAGAUCUUCAAAGAAAAACAAGAAAUUGGAAUUCAACAGCAGCCGUGUCUCGCCUGUUCCAAAUGGGGGUUCACAAUGGGGAGCAUUGAAUAUUUCUAAAUCUUUUAAUCCUGUUUUUGGAUCAUCAAAGAAAUUUUUCUCAGCUUCUGUUCCUGGAUCUAGAAUUGUUUCCCGAGCAACAUCCCCAAUAUCUAGACGACCUAGUCCACCUCGUUCAACUACACCGACCCCAACGCUAGGAGGUCUUACAUCACCAAAGAUAGUUGUGGAUGAUGCUAAGAGGACUAACGAUAGCCUCAGUCAGGAGGUUAUUAAAUUAAGAUCACAGGUGGNAAACCUGACUCGGAAGGCCCAACUUCAAGAAGUUGAGCUGGAAAGAACAACUAAACAGCUAAAAGAUGCAAUAGCAAUUGCUGGGGAAGAAACUGCCAAAUGCAAAGCAGCAAAGGAAGUAAUAAAGUCACUCACUGCUCAGUUGAAGGACAUGGCUGAGAGGCUACCUGUAGGACCUGCUAGGAGUGUGAAAUCACCGUCUCUUGCUUCUUCUUUUGGUUCUAAUCCUUGUUCCAAUGAUGUUAACUAUGCUUCCAUUGACCGAUUAAAUAUUCAAGCAUUAAGUCCAGAGGCAGAAUUAACUGCAUCAAACAACCAGUUACUUUCAAAUGGAUCAGGCACUGUUAGUAACCGAAGUGCAGGUCACAAUAAAAUGAGCCAGUCUGAUUCAACAAAUAGAAAUGGGAGCAGAACAAAAGACUGUGAAUCCCGUAGUGAAAGUGAAUGGGUUGAGCAAGAUGAACCUGGUGUUUAUAUUACGCUCACCUCCCUUCCAGGAGGUAAAAUAGAGCUUAAGCGAGUUCGCUUCAGUNGGAAGAGGUUCAGUGAGAAGCAAGCAGAGCAAUGGUGGGCUGAGAAUCGNGCAAGAGUAUAUGAACAGUACAAUGUGCUCAUGAUUGACAAGUCUUCUGUCGGUGUUGGGGGUGAGGACCUGGCUCAUUGACACGACAACCUGUAAAUGAGAUGUUUUUCAUCAUUUUGGUUGGGAUUAGAGCAAGACCACACUGAUCAAUUUCAUUUGGCUUCCAUCUAAUAUAAACGACGAGGGAAGCUAGGGUUUGGCAUAGUAGGAGAGAGAAUAGGGAUUGAUUGUGAUUUGUAAUUCCUCUUGGUUUUCUUCUUCAUCUUUUCCUCUUUGAUUUCACUUUCCAUUUUUUCCCUAUAUGAUGUACCUUGUGUGGGGGUUGAGGGUGAGAAAUGUAAAUUCUUAGUAGGUUGCAGGCUCUGGUUGAAAGGAGCGGCAGUGUAAAUUUCAUAAGCGAAUGCAUUUGCAAAUUUUUCUUCUACACGGGAUAUAAAUUCCUUAAGCCAUGGGAACAACGCCACUAAUUAGCUAAAUAUAUUUACAUGGCCCUGCCAUUUGCCUACUUUUCA